CAAAGUGAAGACGCGUCAAAGUACGCAAGACUGGUAGGUUGUCAUUUCUGCACUUCGUCUUAUUAUUCAAGCCGCUUGCGUCAAUCUAAAUGCUAUCGCUUUUGCAUUGUCUCCUAUGGUUUGCGAUGGGCCAAUCGUCGGCGAGCCUAUCCUGCAGGCCUCAGCCUCAACGACGCGUCUUGGCUUCGCGAGCCUUGUACACUCGAACGCUGCUCAACGCACUUCGAUCUAUCUGGUUGACAGGCAUCUGGGCCAUCAUCUCCAAAAGUCCAACCCUCGUCGAAACAACAAACACGGCGACCCAAGCGCAAGGGUACCCGUACGAUAAUAUACCCGAUACUCGGCCACCAAAGGUCUUUCGGAUUUCGGGAGGGAACUCGUCCUGUGUUACUCUAGGAGUUCAGAUAACCGUCAAGGACUGACCAGGGGUGAACGCUU
Messenger RNA from Dothidotthia symphoricarpi CBS 119687, 438 nucleotides. RefSeq lists its product as uncharacterized. Bases 126 to 422 code for a protein of 98 amino acids. NCBI's taxonomy places the organism in Eukaryota, Fungi, Ascomycota, Dothideomycetes, Pleosporales, Dothidotthiaceae. The transcript has a single exon. The record is from RefSeq and is a predicted model, not a curated record.